UUAGAGUGUCUUUCUCUCUCAAAACUUGAUUCUCUCUCUCCCCCAGUAUAUAUUCUGGAGAAAGAAUAAUAUUAAAAACAACCAGAAAAUGCAGGUUAUAUCCAGCUAUGGAGUUUGCUGCACAAUUCAUCAAUUCAACAAUCCUACUUUGUUGUCUACGCAGCAAGCUGAGUUUAUUAUUAAACACGGCCGCCCCAGAAAUUGGUUGUUCCAAACUAAAGGCUCAUCACUUGUUCAUAGACCAGUUCGUUUCAAUUGUCCCCCUAAUGCUGCAAGUUAUUUUGGUAAUGUGGAUGAGCUACAAUCUGAUUACCCAGAUAACUACGAAGCGGAAGACAUUCAGGUAACCACAUCAAUAACGAUCAAGAAUUUGACAGAGGAGAUCAAACAUAUGUUGAGUUCGAUGGGAGAUGGAAGGUCAAGUGUGUCACCCUAUGACACAGCUUGGGUUUCCUUUAUUCGUGAUGAUACUAAUAAUGGAAGCAGCGAAAGACCCCUUUUUCCAUCUUGUCUUAAGUGGAUCGUAGACAAUCAACUUCCUGAUGGUUCAUGGGGCGAGGAGCUUGUAUUCUGCAUAUAUGAUCGACUCUUGAACACACUAGCAUGCCUUGUUGCAUUGACCUUAUGGAACACAUCCCUUCCUAAAAGAAACAAAGGAGUGAUGUUUAUCAAAGAAAACUUAAGCAAGCUAGAGACCGGGGAAGUUGAAAACAUGACUUGUGGAUUUGAAUUUGUGUUUCCUGCUCUCCUUGAGAAAGCUCAAAAAUUAGACAUUGACAUUCCGUACGAUGUGCCAGUCCUAAAGGAAAUUUAUGCAAGGAGAGAGGCAAAGUUUACAAGAAUCCCUAAAGAUAUUAUCCAUACCAUUCCGACAACAGUAUUGUUUUCAUUAGAAGGAUUAAGGGACUUGGACUGGCAGAGGCUUUUGAAGCUUCAAAUGCAGGAUGGCUCAUUCUUAACAUCCCCUGCAUCUACUGCCAUUGCAUUCAUGGAAACAAAUGAUGAAAAGUGUUUGGGAUUUCUUCAAAACGUUGUUGAAAAGUGUAAUGGAGGAGUGCCACAUAGUUACCCAGUUGACAUGCAAGCACGACUUUGGGCAAUUGAUCGAUUACAACGCCUUGGAAUUUCUUAUUAUUUUGCGAAAGAAUUCAAAGAACUUUUUGACCAUGUGAUCAGAUAUUGGAACGAGGAGAUUGGAAUUUUUGGAGGAAGAAAUUCAAACUUUUGUGAUAUCGACGAUACAUGCAUGGCUAUUAGGUUGCUAAGGCUACACGGAUUUGAUGUUAGUCCAGAUGUGCUAAACAAGUUCAAAGAUGGUGAUCAAUUCUUUUGUCUAAGAGGUGAAUUAAACAAGUCACCAACAGCUAUGUAUAAUCUCUAUAGAUGUUCCCAAGCUUUAUUCCCAGGGGAAAAGAUUCUUGAAGAGGCAAAGGAUUUUACGUACAAUUUCUUGCAGCAAUGUCUUGCGAACCACCAUUCCUUAGACAAAUGGGUUAUAGCUAAGGACAUCCCCGGGGAGAUGCAAUGUGCACUAGAAUUUCCAUGGUAUGCUAGCUUACCUCGGGUAGAAUCUAGGCUAUACAUAGAACAGUAUGGUGGAGCAGAUGAUAUUUGGAUUGGCAAGACGUUAUACAGAAUGCCCGAUGUAAGCAACAACGUAUAUUUACAAGCUGCAAAAUUAGAUUACAACAGAUGCCAAAGUCAACAUCGAUUUGAGUGGCUGAUUAUGCAAGAGUGGUACGAGAAGUGCAAUUUCCAACAUUUUGGAAUAAGCAAAAAAUACCUCCUAGUUUCUUAUUUCUUAGCUGCUGCAAGUACAUAUGAGGUAGAAAAGUCAAGGGAACGACUUGCAUGGGCUAAAUCUCGUAUAAUAUGUAAGAUGAUUACAUCUUACUUCAAUGAAGAAGCCACCACUUGGACCACUAGGAAUUCACUGUUGAUGGAACUCAAGGGUUUUCAUGACAUGAGCAAAAAUGGUAAUAAAACAAAAGAGAUGGUUCUCAACAAUCUUCGUCGGUUUUUGCACCAACUCUCCAAAGCAACAUAUGAAGACCUCGGCAAAGAGAUCCAUCACCAACUACACAAUGCAUGGGAAACAUGGUUGAUCUCCUUGAGGGAAGAGAAGAAUGCCUGCCAAGAAGACGCAGAGUUGCUAGUGCAGACAAUUUAUCUUUCAGCUGGCCAUAUGAAACAUGAUGAAAUACUAUUUGAUGCAGAGUACAAUAACCUAUCCAUCCUGACCAAUAAAAUAUGUCGCAUGCUUAAUGAGCUCCAAAACGACCAGAUAUCUGCUGACCAAUGGUGUAGUAGGACUACUGGCAGCUCAAAGACCACUGAUAUUGAAUUAGACAUGCAAGCUCUUGUGAAGCUAGUUUUCGGUAACUACUCAAGCAACAUCAAUCAAGACAUUAAGCAAACUUUUUUUGCAGUUGCGAAGACUUUUUACUACACUGCACAUAUUACAGAGGAAAUAAUCGACAUUCAUAUAUCCAAGGUGUUGUUUCAACAAGUUUAGUAACGUUCUUAGGUAUCUAGUGAUUGUGUUUGUAAUAUCACAUGGUACUUUCUCUCUUUUUUAUAUUUUGUAAUUGUCAUCACUAUCCAUUUGAAACUUCGCUUGUAAUAUGUAGAAGUGGAAUUUGUUAGUGCAUAUUCACAAUUGGAGAACUAAG
Messenger RNA from Nicotiana tabacum (common tobacco), 2672 nucleotides. Its product is annotated as copal-8-ol diphosphate hydratase, chloroplastic-like. Gene Ontology annotation, biological process: gibberellin biosynthetic process. Gene Ontology annotation, molecular function: magnesium ion binding; terpene synthase activity. NCBI's taxonomy places the organism in Eukaryota, Viridiplantae, Streptophyta, Magnoliopsida, Solanales, Solanaceae. Gene Ontology annotation, cellular component: chloroplast. The record is from RefSeq and is a predicted model, not a curated record.